Anisakis simplex (herring worm) is the source of this 783-nucleotide messenger RNA. Lineage: Eukaryota; Metazoa; Nematoda; Chromadorea; Rhabditida; Anisakidae. The record is from the annotation of a GenBank genome assembly.
AGUGCUCCCCAGGAGCCAAUCCCUUCAAUUCCAAGCAAUGUUGUACGAGAAACAGAUGCCGAAUUGAAUUCGCAAAAGGAUGAAAAGAUGCAACAUGAUAAUACUGAGAAGAUCACAUCGCCGAAGCGCGAAAUCGAAGGAGUCGUGACCGGAGAGCCGCCUGCGGAGAGAAUCUCUAAAGUCACCUCUGCUCCGGCUCCUACCGCUAUCGACAACCAGUGUAAAGUUGGUGCGGUUGAAAACUCUGCAGUUGAUCGCCCCACAGAAGAAACAAAAAGUCAGCCACUCGAACCAGAUUCAGACAUUUCUGCGCCACCCGGCCAUCGUUCUGCUCUUGACAGCGUCAGCAACGUUGAAAAUAUGACUCAGCUGAUUCCGGAACUAACUCAGCAGAUGCAUGCAUCAACAUCACAAGGACUCAACGAUCAGAAACCUGCGUUACCAGCAGACCACCAGCCCACAAUCGAGGGCCAAAAGUCUGCAGAUCAAGUAGUGCAGAAGAACGAAAAUGCCGAGCAUAAGCAGAGCAAUGAAAUUCGUGGCAGUGAAGGUGAACAUGUUCUCGACAAACUUCAAAAUGUGGCAUUGAAUAAAGCUCAGGAAAUACCUAAAGUAGAAUCGGAAGAGUCAGCAAAAAUGUCCGUGGAAUCUGGAAAGCCACUAGAAAGCAGUGUCACACCUGAAAUUGAUGAAGCGAUCGAAAAAAGUGCUAGUGAGAAAACGGAUCGAAAAGAUGCCAUAAACAAUUCCUUGUGUGAUCCGAAAGCUGAGGUAUUCGCAUAA